AUGGACUCGAAUGCGGGGCGAAGGCCCGUGGACGAGUCACUGCACCGCGAACUUCCCCAGCUCUCUGUCCGCAUUGCCCCUCUGCGGGAUCCAGGCUCGUCGCGAAAUUUGAGUGUUCCCUCUCUCCUAGAACCUGAUUCAAGAGAGAAGCCCGAGCCCAAGGAUGUUUCCAAGUCUACAGCCAGUGGGAUUGCCCCUACAAUAAGCACAGCAGGCCUACCAACAGAGAACGAGUCCGUGGCGACUACGCCAACUAAACUCCCCGAGGCCUCUGCAGAUACUCAGUCAAGUGCUGAGCUCCCUCCCCGACCAAUACUGCCAGCUUUCGUGAACCUGCGUGCAUUGGAGCGCUUCCCUUUUUCGUCUUCAUUUGACGAUGAUGCUCUCCACGGUCCACGCAAGCGUCGUCGGGUAGAUCUCCAAGCCGAAUCCUUUGGCGAGCAUCUACAACUACCAAUCCCGCAGGCACAAAAGGAACAAAGACCUCCGCCUUUUGGACCGUUUGCUAUUCUUAACGGACUCAAUGAGCCUCCGCCAAAUGCUGCUCUACUCCCUCCAAUCGAAGCGGGCUCCAUCAGUCAUCUUCUUACAAAGCCGUCUCGACGUGUCGCUGGUGAGACAGAACCAACUAGUGGCGGCUCUGAACUCAACACAACGCCAGACGACCAACCUAACCAACCUACAGAGGCAAAGGAUGCAAAACUCAAAGAAAUACUCGAGGCUAAAAUUGAUGGACACGAUCCUGAUGAUUCCCACAUCCCUCGCGUUACUGAACCGGCCAAACGAGACCAAAAUAAGACCGCUGCGCCAGCGACAAUCAAGCCGAAUGAGAAGAUUGAGGAAGAAAAGGCAACUCGUCAAUCAUCCACUGGGAACGAGCCCCUUUCGCCCAAAUCUCGAGGCAGGUCACGUAAGAAUGUCAGGAAAUGGACCGAGGAGGAAACGACCGAUCUUCUCCGCGGAGUCGUCAAGUGUGGCAUCGGAAAUUGGACCGCUGUUCUUGCUCAACCGGAGCUGAAGUUCAACAAGCGAACAGCGUCGAACCUCAAGGACAGGUUUCGAGUCUGCUGUCCUUGGGCAUAUCGUGCUUCUGACCCAAAUGAAGCAACCAAGCAACUCCGUGAUAACCUAGCCAGCACGCUUUUGAAAGCUCACGCCGAGGCUUCCGAUGAUUCAUCCAAAAAGACGCGCCCGCCAAUACCUUCUCUCGCCAGUACCAGCUCUGAAUCAAGUUUUGCGUCAAACAGUUCAGGCGUGAGCUCUCAUAAGCCUUCUUUGUCUAGCCUGUCUUCAGCUACAACUGAGACCGAAGCCGGAGCCGCAAGCACAGGCCAACAGAGCUCCCCUCCAGAAACACCCACCUUUAAACUCUCGCCUAAAUCCGAAAAGACCCUGGAAUCCCUCGGGAUCCCAGACGCGCACGUAAGCACGAAAUCCAAACGUCGCUCCCGCCGGCCGUUUACCACUGCAGAAGACGAGGCCUUACUCAAAGGCUAUGCUGUCCACGGCUUCCAUUGGACCCUCAUCCAACAAGACAAGCUGCUCAACUUGGGCCAUCGCAAAGCUACCGACUUGCGCGACCGCUUCCGCACCAAGUUUCCGCAUGUUUAUAGGGACGGCGGCUCUGUCAGUGGCAAGCCGUUGACGCCAAACCCAGACCCUCCAAUUGGAAAUAUUGGAACUGUGCCUCGAAACGAACCUCCAAGCCAAGAGUCCACGCCUACAAAGGCCGCGGCGCAGCGACGCUCUGAUACACAGAGUCAUAGCCGUCAAUCAUCCGGCUUGUUUGAUCCAUCUUUUUUACCGCCGCCGCAGGGAAUCCUUGAGCCUUCCAAUAAUUCGCUAUCAUUUGGCUUGGAGGGCAGUGCGGCUGCAGGCCCAUCCUCACCCUGGGAGGAUAAUACCCUUGCUCCUAUGGUUUGGGAUGAUUUGGGUUAA
Messenger RNA from Penicillium chermesinum, 1938 nucleotides. RefSeq names its product telomere repeat binding factor family protein. Lineage: Eukaryota; Fungi; Ascomycota; Eurotiomycetes; Eurotiales; Aspergillaceae. The record is from RefSeq and is a predicted model, not a curated record. The transcript has a single exon. Bases 1 to 1938 code for a protein of 645 amino acids.